CUGCUCUAUGAUAAUCAGUCCAGAGUUCACCUGCCGUUUACUUGGUUUCAUCCUCUCUUACUCUUGAGCUAUUCGCCUCGUUUUUCCUCCUCUGCUAGAACUGUGUUUCUCAGGAGAUCCAUUCCUUGAAGGCAGGAGUACGGCUGAUUGUGGAUUGCUGAGCACAGGGGCCUGAUUGAGAUGUCACAUGGAAUAGCCACCUGCUCUGAGGUGACAGGAAAUCACACAAUCUACAGCAUUUAGCACUUGGGUGCUCUUAACAAAAUCCAGGGGGAGGGGAUGAAAACCCCAGAGUGUCUUGACUUCACUGGAGGGGUCUGAUGUUAUUUCACUCACUUUUACCACACCUAUCCAAUCAGAGGAGGGGCUGAUUACGAGGACUGGAAUGGCUUGAUUCACAUACAGUAGCAGUAUGACCGGAUGACAUCUCCAUAACUGAAGACAGGAUGUUGCUGUGGAACUCUACACGUUCAGUGGAUCUGCUGGGGAACAGCAGUCACACUGGGUUGGGCAAUGUGGAGCAGGUCCUAGUCCCGAUUUUAGAUGCACUGAUUCUGAUGCUGGGAGUUGGCGGGCACACAAUGGUGAUGGUGAUCCUAUGUAGAAGGCGGAGAAGGGGGUUGGGACGUAUUGGACAGUCUCAUCAAAGCUCCAUGACAGGCACAGGAACAGACGUCCUGCUACUGGGUCUGAGCGCUGCAGACCUGCUUUUGCUCUCCAUGCUUCCCUUCCACACUGUGUCCAUAGCCAUGCAGCAAUGGCCAUUUGGGGACGUCAUGUGUCGUCUGGUGGGCUUCAUGGGAUCGGCCUGCUCCUCGGCCAGCGUCUUUACACUUGCCACGCUGGCUGUCUCUCGCUAUUUGACAGUGGUGCAGCCUGCCAGAGCCUACUGUCUCCUCUCCACUCGCCGGGUGUCCAUAGCUGCUGUGCUCCUCUGGGUCCCGGCCUGCUGCCUGGCUACUCCUCAGCUGGUUUUUCGCUUUGUGGGAACCCAGCGCCGAGCCGAUGAUGGCCUCGGUUGCUUUGCUUUCCUGUUCCACCACGACCAGCUGAUCUAUGGAUUGUUCCACUUCCUGGUGGCUUUCUUGCUUCCACUGGUCACCAUUGCAGUGGCGUAUAGCAGAAUCUACAUUUUCCUGUGGGCAAGUCAGCAUGACGGCAGGGCCCCCCAAGUAGAGCGCUACCAGAGCAAAGUGACCCAGACGUCGGCCAUGUUAGUGCUGGCUUUUACCCUAUGUUGGCUGCCGUCCUAUGGCCUGACGCUGGCCUUAUUGGCAGAUGAAAGCUCAGGGGCCAUAGGCGCCUCGCCACGUUAUGGCCCUUUCAGCGUGUUUGCACGCCUAAUGGCGGCCUCCUCUACCGUGAUGAACCCAAUCCUCUAUGUGCUGAUGUCCCAAAAGUUCAGAGAAGACCUACUGAGGUUGUUCAAGGGGGGAGGGCAAAGAGCCAGUGGGAGUGUGGCUAUGGCUGCUGCCUGACAGUAUUACUAUCAACAACUAUCACCUACUUAACAAAGCAACAGACAGCACUUAAAACAACAGACAAUUCAACAUAUUUGUUUCUUAACAUUAACUGGUUGUCUGGAUAUUGUACAAGAAGAGUGGACAAUCCUGAAUCAUGCAUUCCUUGUAAAACAGUUUGAAGUAAAGGCACUUUGGUAAAACAUUAACAGCGCACCUGUGUUUUGUUGUGCUGAGAUAAAGUGAAUGAAGGUCUAUCUGUAUGGUCACAAUCUCCCCUUCUGCUCCUGAGUUAUGGUGUUAAAUAAUGGAUUAAAAAAGUUGACCAUGGACCUUUUGGGUAAAACAUGUCCUCACUUCUAUGUUGUAUCCUGUUAAACAUCUGUAUGAAAUGUCAGAAUUACAAAAAACAAAAAACGUGUUUGGUAAGGUCAUUUUGAGGUCACAGUGAUCUUCACCUUUGAGUUAAAAGUGUCACCAAUUCAUUAUCCAUCCAACUGUAAAAUAUAGUUAUCAAUUCUUGAACCAUGGACCUUGACCUUUGACAACCAAAUUCUAAUCAGCACAUCCUUGAUUUUAUGCCAAAUUUGAAGAAAUUCUUUUCAGGCGUUCCUGAGAUUUCACAUUCUUGAGAAGGGGAUGGACAUGAGGUCACAAUGAGCCUCAGCUCAAAUCAGCUCAUCCGUCUGUCCAAGUGGAUGAUUGUGCAAAAUUCCAGGUGUUCCUGAGAUACUGCGUUUAUGAUAAUGGGACAGACUGACGGAUGGACAACCUGAAAACAUAAUUAAAAUCUUUCUAUUUUUGUUUCUAGUUUCGCUACACAUUCAGAAUAAAAGCUUACUGGUUGUGUAAGA
Micropterus salmoides (largemouth bass) is the source of this 2314-nucleotide messenger RNA. RefSeq names its product delta-type opioid receptor-like. The record is from RefSeq and is a predicted model, not a curated record. The coding region runs from base 447 to 1478 and encodes 343 amino acids. Lineage: Eukaryota; Metazoa; Chordata; Actinopteri; Centrarchiformes; Centrarchidae. Gene Ontology annotation, molecular function: G protein-coupled receptor activity; peptide binding. The transcript has 2 exons. Gene Ontology annotation, cellular component: membrane. Gene Ontology annotation, biological process: G protein-coupled receptor signaling pathway.